This is a messenger RNA of Plectropomus leopardus (leopard coralgrouper), 2170 nucleotides long. RefSeq lists its product as uncharacterized. The record is from RefSeq and is a predicted model, not a curated record. NCBI's taxonomy places the organism in Eukaryota, Metazoa, Chordata, Actinopteri, Perciformes, Serranidae. Gene Ontology annotation, molecular function: O-methyltransferase activity; oxidoreductase activity, acting on the CH-OH group of donors, NAD or NADP as acceptor.
GGACCAAACCUUUUACAACCCCAGGCCCCAACUCUGGGGUAGUCACAGCCUAAAACUGACACGAAAAGCGCACGUGCUGGUUGCAGUUGGAUAAUGAAGGUUUACGCCUGCAGUGCAAACCAGCAGUCACUCCACCCAUUAAAAAAUUUGCAUCGAGAACGAAGAGAAAGUCCAGCGACGCCUUUGUAUCCACUUCACAGCUGACAGUUGCUGAAAUCCUCACGUCGAAAAACGCGCACCAUGCUCAGUGGAAACGUUCCUGACACCCCAGUGGAACUCUUGGUGGAUGUCUUAACAAAAGCCAAGGAAAUAGCUGCAGCAAGUGGCAAUUUACCAGCCGAGCUGAUGAGUCAGUUACAGAAGGCUCUGGACAUAGCCAGCGGCCUGGACGACUACCUGGAGAAAAUGACCACACAGGAAAGUGAACCUCUGGCAGAGCUAUAUAAAAAAACCAUUUCCUAUGACUGGGAUCAAUUACACAAGGAGGGAAAAACUAUCUUCCGGCUCCCCAAGCAGUGCAUCACUGGACAUGUUGAAGGCCAGACCUUAAAGAUGCUGAUCCACAUGAGUCACGCUAAGAGAGUUCUGGAGAUUGGGAUGUUCACGGGCUAUGGUGCGCUGUCCAUGGCCGAAGGGCUUCCCGAGGACGGCCGCUUGGUUGCCUGUGAGCUGGAGCCAUACCUCAAAGACUUUGCUCAACCUUUUUUUGACAAGUCUCCACAUGGCAAAAAGAUUACAGUCAAGACUGGGCCUGCCAUGGACACUCUGAAGGAAUUGGCUGCUGUAGGUGAGCAGUUUGACAUGGUCUUCAUUGAUGCUGACAAGGACAAUUACAUAAACUACUACAACUUCAUUCUGGACAACAGUCUGCUGAGAUUGCGUGGGGUCAUAUGUGUGGAUAACUCGCUGUUCAAAGCCAAGGUUUACCUCAAAGACACCACAGAUAGCAACGGACUGGCGCUCCGAAAAUUCAACCAGUUUGUCUGUGAUGAUCCACGCGUGGAGCAGGUCAUCAUCCCUGUCCGAGAUGGCAUCAGCAUUAUUCGGCGGGUACCUGUGGCCUCCAAGUGCUCAAGAACGGAGAGUAAAAUAACAGAUGAUGAAGUUUUCCGUGGGGUCAUGGGGCGCCCCAUCCUCGAUCGCAUGCGUCUUGAUGGAAAGGUGGCCUAUGUGACGGGCGCUGGGCAGGGCAUAGGCCGAGCAUUUGCUCAUGCUCUGGGUGAGGCUGGUGCCAAUGUGGCUGUGGUAGACCUGGACCAAGAGAAAGCUGAGAUGGUGGCAAAAGAGCUCCACCUUAAAGGCAUUAAUGCUAUUUCGAUCACAGCUGACAUCAGCAAAUCAGCUGAUGUCCAGAGGAUGAUUGACAGCAUCGUCUCCAAAUGGGGGAUGAUCCACAUCGCCUGUAAUAAUGCUGGUAUCAACAUGAACUCAGCCAGUGAAGACACCAAUCUGGAGGAGUGGGAUCAAACCUUUAACGUCAACCUGAGGGGGACUUUCAUGUGCUGUCAGGCAGCAGGUCGAGUGAUGUUGAAGCAAGGAUACGGCAAGAUUAUCAACACAGCCUCCAUGGCCAGUCUAAUAGUGCCCCAUCCUCAGAAGCAGCUCUCCUACAACACAUCCAAGGCUGGAGUGGUCAAACUGACUCAGACUCUGGGCACCGAAUGGAUUGACAGAGGAGUGCGUGUCAACUGCAUCUCACCGGGGAUUGUUGACACCCCUCUCAUCCACUCGGAGAGUCUGAGGCCUCUGGUGCAGCGCUGGCUGUCAGAUAUCCCUGCUGGUAGACUGGCUCAAGUGACAGACCUGCAAGCUGCAGUGGUCUACUUGGCAUCUGACGCCUCAGACUACAUGACAGGGCAUAACUUAGUCAUAGAGGGUGGGCAAAGUCUGUGGUAGAGGGGGUAGAUAAAGAGAUGAAAACUUUUUUUCUCUCUCCUCUUCACUCUCCUGGGAUAAGUCUCUGAAAUAGGUGGCAUUCACAUGAUCUCCUUUGGACACAUUUACAGCAGUAUAUAGUUAAAUUCUUAACUUUUGGUGAGUUAACAUUUGUUUCAUGGUGCGAUGAUGCAAUGAUCUGGUGGCUUUUUGUCUUCUGUGCAUCCUGUAGAGGUUCACAGGGUUUCCAGGGUCAUGGAAAACCUAGAAAAGUCAUAACAUUUCACAGUCACAU